Molecule: messenger RNA, 852 nt
Organism: Mytilinidion resinicola
Lineage: Eukaryota; Fungi; Ascomycota; Dothideomycetes; Mytilinidiales; Mytilinidiaceae
Exons: 3
Source: RefSeq, a predicted model, not a curated record
AUGUCGGAGUUUUAUACCAUUUUUGAGUCCACUGGAGGAGUACGGUUCCACGCCGGCACUGGAUCUUUUGAAAGCCAAGAGACAACACACCACACGCAAGAGAGUACAAAUACAAACUCUCAGAGCGGAGACAACUCGAAAAAGCGUUCUUUUAGUGAUCGUGAGUCAAAUGACCAAAAUGGCGACGAAGAGGAUGAUGACUCGUCUAAACGUCGAAGACUUGGUUCAGAAACAAACUCCGACCUGUCAUCGCAUCUUGGACUUCGAUUUGCAUGCCCUUAUUACAAAAGGAAUCCGGGCCGACAUUCAACAAACACAUCCUGUGUAUAUCCGGGCUUUCGGCAUGUAUCACGUGUCAAGGAACAUCUUUAUCGCAACCACGCUCUGCCCAUUGCAUGUCCGCGAUGCUGCAACACUUUCAAAAGUGACGCGGAACUUUACAACCACUCUAGGGCGCCCGAAAGCUGUGAGGUUCAAGAACAACGUCCAUUGGAUGGGUUCAACAGAGACCAAGAGAUGAGGUUAAAAAGCAAGAAGCGGUCGCCAACUAUUGUGACGGAAGAAGAAAAAUGGAAAGCAAUAUACCGGAUUCUCUUCCCAUUUGAUCCUGAGGCGGACAUGCCAAGCCCAUGUAAGUCAGACCUAGGUUCCUCAUAUUUUUCGAACGAAUUUGCCAUGUUCGAAGUGUUUUCCCGGAGAGAACUUCCACGACUCGUGCAAACUGGCUUGGAAGUCAUUGUCGAACAGGAGACACAACCACUGGAGGAUAGAUUAAAGAGUCAAUUAGUGGAGAUUGUUCGAAACUCUCAAGCUCAACUUUUCUCGAUGUAUCAACAAUCCCGCAUCGCUCUA